Messenger RNA from Perkinsus marinus ATCC 50983, 492 nucleotides. RefSeq names its product vacuolar ATP synthase subunit ac39, putative. Gene Ontology annotation, biological process: proton transmembrane transport; vacuolar acidification; vacuolar transport. The record is from RefSeq and is a predicted model, not a curated record. NCBI's taxonomy places the organism in Eukaryota, Perkinsozoa, Perkinsida, Perkinsidae. The transcript has 5 exons. The coding region runs from base 1 to 492 and encodes 163 amino acids. Gene Ontology annotation, cellular component: proton-transporting V-type ATPase, V0 domain; vacuolar proton-transporting V-type ATPase complex. Gene Ontology annotation, molecular function: proton-transporting ATPase activity, rotational mechanism.
AUGGCUGAUUUAGUUUACUUCAAUAUCGACGACGGUCUAGGAGAGGGUCUCGUAAGAGGUCUUCGUUCGGGCUUCCUCACAGCAGAUGAUUACCGUCGUAUUGCCAAUGGAGAAAACUUGGAAGAUCUCCGAACAGCUUUAGAAGAUACAGACUAUGGCACUUUCCUCCAGGAUGAGCCCAGUCCUCUUCAGGCUUCUACUAUCUUGCGGAAGUGCCAUGAGCGUCUCGCUGAGGAGUUCGAUUAUGUCAGAGCUCAAUCAGUCGGCGAGAUGGCUAAGUUCAUGGAUUAUGUCCGUCAAGAGGCUAUGAUUGACAACGUGGUAAUGCUCAUUCAGGGUACCAUCAACAACAAGAAUCCUAAGGAUCUUCUUGCACGAUGUGAUCCUCUUGGCUACUUCGAGGAGAUGAAGACCAUUCCUGGCAUGGAUUUUACUCAUGGUUAUGAAGACCUCUACCGUACCAUUCUCAUCGACACUCCUCUUGGACCGUAA